UCUCUCAGUUACAGACGAAGUGAGUGACAGAUAGAUGACAAGCUCAACAACACCUUUUCGAUCAGCCCCAGUGGGUUAUGGAUUCCAUCCAACCGAUGAGGAAUUAGUGAACCAUUUCCUCAAGUUAAAAAUGAUCGGUGGCUAUGAUCACGUAGUCAGCACAAUCGCCGAGGUUAACGUGUGCAAUUAUGAACCUUGGGAACUACCUGGGCUAUCAGCAAUUCAGUCAAAUGAUCCAGAGUGUUAUUUCUUUUCUCGUCGCAAUUACAAGUACUCCAACAGUCAGAGGGCUAACAGGACUACUGGGGCUGGAUACUGGAAAGGCACCGGUAGGGAUCGUACAAUCACGGCUAAGAGCACAGGGGAGCAAAUUGCUACGAAGAAAACUUUGGUUUUCUACAACGGUCGCGUUCCUAAUGGAGUCAAGACCAAUUGGAUCAUGCAUGAGUACAAUCCAACUUUCAGCUUCCCUAACAAGGGGGACUUCAUUCUCUACAAGCUCAAGAAAAAUCCAGAUGAUUUGCCAGCAUUUGAUGAAGGUGAAUCAAGUGCUUCCAACGUGGAUGAGGAUGACUCUCAACUACGAGCACAACUGGAAUCAUUCAGUGGGAUUGACGAGGGAGAUUAUAACCUCAACUCUGCCCUACACUUUUCAAAUUAAUGGGAACGUGUAGUGAGAAAACCCCCCUCCUAGAAAGGGUUUUCUAUCAUCCAAGUGUCAAUCUUUGCUAUUGUGUUGUAGCCAACUUUAUUUACUAAGUUCCUAUGUUGGUACUUUAUCAGCAUAUUUGUCCUAGAUUUCUUAUCUAUUAAUUAGGGUUUAGCUGAGGCCUCAGGCCUCUAGUUGUAUUUAUGGUGUUUCUCCUUGUUUGU
Populus nigra (black poplar) is the source of this 873-nucleotide messenger RNA. RefSeq names its product protein NTM1-like 9. The record is from RefSeq and is a predicted model, not a curated record. The transcript is spliced from 4 exons. Gene Ontology annotation, biological process: regulation of DNA-templated transcription. Gene Ontology annotation, molecular function: DNA binding. Lineage: Eukaryota; Viridiplantae; Streptophyta; Magnoliopsida; Malpighiales; Salicaceae. Bases 35 to 661 code for a protein of 208 amino acids.